AUGCUGGAUACCGCCAUGCCCGUCGGCCUCGGCGGCGUGGAAGACCUUUUCGGGGACGAGGUGCCCCUAUCUAUUCCGCCCAAGACCCAAGGUCGGCAUCUGUAUCAACGGCUAGAUGAGCUGCGAAAUCGCGGAUGUUGCCAAACGGUCGCCUGGUCUAGGGCAGGUAAUAUUGCGUCUAUUAGCCCUGAUGGGAUGAACCUGGAACUGCGCAUGCUUCGCGCCCACCCAUCGAAUGGUGUCUGGAAUCUGAGCGAACCUACCACGACGGAUCUUGUCAAAGGCAGCGUCGUCAAUCCUCUCGUGCACCUGGAGUGGAGUCCUACGACAGCGCCCGAUCUUGCCGUCUUUGACUCGGUAGGGCGUGUCAUGAUUAUGAACUUCCCGGUUUCCUUGAACAAUGCCUACGUUAAUCGCAAGUGGGAUGCCGAUACUGUCGACGACAUGAAUGUCGUUGUUGGAUGUCACUGGCUGCCGGUGGCUCCUUUAUCACAGUACGGCCCAGCUACUAAACCGUCCAAGUCGCAUAGAGUGUACCAGUACGAGAGCUCUUUCGUCCACGCAAUCGGCCCCCAUCAUCCGCACAUGUCCAAGAGCGCCUUAUUUUGCGUCACCAUGGGUGGCUUGUUAAAGAUGUACUGGAGUCAAAACAAUGGUAGAAUAGAAGAGACGACAAUGGAGCUGGAGAGCGUCUGUUCUUCCGAUGAGCUGGUUACACAUGCGUCACUGGCUACCGACAAGAAAUACAUCAUUAUUGUUGUCACGACAGCGACAAAAAAACUCAAAGUCAUCAAGCUGGAGAUUCAGUGGGCUGGGCCCGGCGCGGUGCAAGAGAAGACGCAGCUUUCUCAAACGGCACGAUUGAAUCCGUCACUAGUGGAGGAUCACCUGGCUACCAUCGACUGGCUUCAGAUGGUUGACGAGCCCUCAUUGCCCGAAUUCACGACCUUGCAAGCUCUGCCUUCCAUCAUCGAUAACGGCGGGAAGGCUGGCCUCCCACUCAUAAUUGGCGUUCGGGCUCGUUCAUCUGGCGUUGGCGGCUUCGAGAUGAUGCAGACGGUUAUAGAUCGUUGGGAAUGUGCCGAGCAGAAAUCAGCAAUACAGACAGCAUUUGAACAAAUUGGAAGUCGUCGCAACAGCGUCUCCAACAUUCAAGAGCUGCCUAUUUCUACACGGCUGAAGCGGCUGGACCCAAUCACAAUCAACAAGACUGUUAUUGGCGUGCAAGCUUCUCAGUAUGGCAAGGCCCUGGUUUUCAUCAUGUCUGACGGGUCAGUCGAGCACAGAGACCGCUUCACAUUUGAAGAGCUAUAUACAACUACCAAUGAGUCCAGAAUAAUGAAUCUCCGGGAGGCUGGCUGGGCCUUUAGCGAGGAGGGACCCUGCUAUCAAGCUGCCUUUUCGCCUACACAAUGCUCCAUGAUCCAGAUAGGUGACGACGGCAAGCUGAAAUGGAGCAAGCUGCAGCACGCGCAAGGCGAUAUUGGAGACUCCAACAACGACGGCGUAUACUGCGCCAGUAUAGCUGGACUCUCAAUUGCCGCCGCGGGCUGCGUUCAUACGCAAGCCAACUUUGACGAUUUGCUGGCUAUUGCGCACCCUUUGGCGGACAAGAAAAGGUUUACACAAGACUGGAUCCAAGAACUCAUCCGAAUACUGAAGAUUCAAGUCGACUAUUCACAGGAGAGCCACCAUGAGUCACUUAUGCGCAACAACUCGCUCCAUGCGUGUAUGAGUAUUAUGAACAGCCUUGGGUUCAAAGGAGAGCUUGCGCCUCGAUCGUUCCAGAGCAAGUUUGCCAACGUUUUCUUGAAUGUGCGCAUCAUCGUGAUUCUCACGACGGUCGCAUGCAAUACACCGUUACAAGCCAGAGACAAGGUGUCACCCCUAGAUGAACCAGGCAAGUCUUUUAUUUCGUACAACACGUGUUUGCCAUUGACACAUUCUGACCGAAUCAUAGAGGUGGUGGAAGCCCUAGCCGGAGAGCUCAAGUGGUCCAUCGAUCUACUUGCGUGGAUUUUGGACUGCCUGUUUGAACUGAUGAGCGACGAAACGUUUGUGCAACAUUUAAACGGCAAGCUCUCUACCGCUGCGGAGUAUCUGCAAGAACGCAAUGAUGUUGCGUUGCAUGUGCUGCUGUGUUCAUCUACGCGCAGCUUCCUGUUGGCCAUGUGCCGUCGGAUCGCGCACCUGGACGGUAUCAGCUUCCGCGCCGUAGAAUUCUACCGUAAGGAGGCGGCCGAGGCGGAGCAGUCCGGAGUGGCGCGACUGCCUAGCGGACAGCUGCAGCAGGCGUACCAGCGGAUGCAGCGGGUGACGAGCACGAGCCUGGUGCCCGUGGGCGAGUUUGAAAAGAUGCUCAACACGCUCGGCCACGACGUCAAGCAGGCAUACGCCGUGUACCUGCCGGCGCUGCUCAAGCAGAGCAGCCACCCGCCGCAGGGCAAGCAGAUUGACCACAUGGUGCGGUCGUCGCAGGCGCAGAUGGAAAUGGUGAUGCUGGUGUCGCGGCAGGUGCCGCCGGCGUUUAUGCCGCUGAUCAAGAAGUUUCUGAUGGACGACUUGCGGGCAAUGCGCGCGCAGACGGACCCGGCGCAGCUCUUUUUUGCCGACUACGCAGCGCUCGGCGUGCAGGACGACGCGUGCAGCCUGGCGGCGCGGGCGGCGCGCGGCGGCUCCUACUACGACGUGUUCAAGCGCGUCGAGCUCCGGCCGAGCGCGACGCUGGCGGUCAAGCCAUGGCGGCGGUGCGUCCGGUGCCCGGCGGUCAUGGAAGACGUGUCCUCGAACCGCCCGGGCGUUACGUACGUGGUGGCGCAGCAGAGAAAGUGCUCCUGCGGCGGCAGCUGGGGCCUGUUGGCCAAGGACAAGUUGGUAUUGUAG
Cordyceps militaris CM01 is the source of this 2883-nucleotide messenger RNA. RefSeq names its product RNA polymerase II Mediator complex subunit Sin4. Gene Ontology annotation, cellular component: mediator complex. The coding region runs from base 1 to 2883 and encodes 960 amino acids. The record is from RefSeq and is a predicted model, not a curated record. The transcript has 4 exons. Lineage: Eukaryota; Fungi; Ascomycota; Sordariomycetes; Hypocreales; Cordycipitaceae. Gene Ontology annotation, biological process: positive regulation of DNA-templated transcription.